Messenger RNA from Gastrolobium bilobum, 1667 nucleotides. Its product is annotated as PAP-specific phosphatase HAL2-like. The coding region runs from base 234 to 1370 and encodes 378 amino acids. Gene Ontology annotation, molecular function: 3'(2'),5'-bisphosphate nucleotidase activity. The record is from RefSeq and is a predicted model, not a curated record. NCBI's taxonomy places the organism in Eukaryota, Viridiplantae, Streptophyta, Magnoliopsida, Fabales, Fabaceae. Gene Ontology annotation, biological process: phosphatidylinositol phosphate biosynthetic process; sulfate assimilation. The transcript has 3 exons.
ACUAGUGACACACCACAACACAAACACAACACUUUUGGACGUGUUACUUUCACAUUUUUGCUUUGUUGCAAAACCAAACCCCACCAUGUAGGAGACUGAGACUCGCUUUCGUUUUUCCCCAUUUUUGAUGAGUUUUCACGAGGUGGGCAACGUGGCAAUCCUCUGAUUCUGAAGCUUGGGUUUUUUUUUUUUUUUUUUUUUUUUUUGCGAAGCUUUGUGAAUUGUUUUUGGCCAUGGAAGAGGACAAGUACGCAAGGGAAUUGGAGGUGGCCGUUAGGGUGGUCCACAUGGCAUGUGCUUUGUGUGGGAGGGUGCAGGAGAGGCUCCUAGGAACCAGCAAUGAUCACGUUGUGUCCAAGGAUGAUGAUUCUCCUGUUACUGUUGCAGACUUUAGUGUUCAAGCAACUAUAAGUUGGUUACUAUCAGAAACUUUUGGGGUUCAAAAUGUGUCAAUUGUUGCUGAAGAAGACAUACAAACUAUCUCCAAGGAUGAUUCAGCAGGCUUACUGGAAGAUGUUGUGAAUACAGUUAACGAGUCUUUAGCUUUUGCAUCCAAGUAUGGUCUUCAAAGUCCAGAGACAACUCUUGGCACAUCAGAAGUUCUUGAGGCCAUUAGCCGCUGUAACUCAACUGGAGGCCCUAGUGGAAGGUAUUGGGUACUUGAUCCUGUUGAUGGCACAUUAGGAUUUGUACGUGGGGAUCAGUAUGCUGUUGCUCUAGCUCUGAUUGAGGAUGGAAAAGUUGUUCUUGGAGUUCUUGGGUGUCCUAAUUACCCAGUGAAAACAGAAUGGCUAAAUUAUCAUUAUCAAACAAUGUCACAAUCAUCUUUGACAACUCCUGAUGCAUGUGGAAAAGGAUGUGUGUUGUAUGCAAGGAGAGGCAGUGGUGAGGCAUGGUUACAGCCAUUGAUUUCUGGGGAUAAGAUGCUAGUUUGGCCAAAUUGUGCUAGACUUAUUCGGGUUUCUUCCAUUGAUGAUCCAGCAUUGGCUACUCUCUGUGAACCAGUGGAAAGGGCAAACUCGAACCAUUCCUUCACAGCUGGACUUGCUCACAGUGUUGGACUAAGAAAACAGCCCUUACGUGUCCACAGCAUGGUAAAAUAUGCAGCAAUAGCUCGGGGAGAUGCUGAGAUAUUCAUGAAAUUUGCAAAGUCUGGUUACAAGGAGAAAAUAUGGGAUCAUGCUGCUGGUGUUGUAAUUGUUGAAGAAGCUGGUGGUGUUGUAACUGAUGCUGGGGCCCACCCUCUAGACUUUUCAAAGGGAAUGUACUUAGAAGGUCUUGACAGAGGCAUAAUUGCAUGCUCUGGUGUCACAUUGCAUGAGAAAUUAAUUGAUGCUGUUUAUGCUAGCUGGGACUCCUCAAAUUUAUGAUGCUUCCUUUCUCAUGCAAUUACAUCAAUGAGGCAAAAUUUUGGUAGAGGCAAUUCGGAUCAUGUCUUUUUUUCCCCUCACGUUUUGGUUCUACAAAGUUGCAUGCACUUAUGUAGUUAACUUUUCAGUAUACUGAUAGCAAAUUAUAUUAAACUGAAGAUAUAUUUGUAUCUGUGUGUGUGGUGGUCGCAGCAGAAUUUGUCCAUACAGUGUGAUGUGAGAACAUGGGAUGAAGAUUAAGGAUAUAGAGAGAAAGUAGGGAGAAGAAUUAUUACCAAGAAAGAAUAAUUCUAUAUC